GUUCGGGAAAAAACGGGGCUGCUUUGUCGGAUGGCGACACAAUAGAAGAGAAGUUGGGGAAGCUGAAGUCGCUCGCCAAGAUAGUGGGUCAUAAGAAAAACAGGCGUUCAGCGAGGUUGGUCGCCGUUUUUACGAUGCUUGUGUUGUUUGUUCCUAUAUUGACUUUUUACAUGUUUGAAGCUUUGAGUUCAAAGAGUGCGGUUCUUCACGGCGUGUUUGGGGAUGACAGCCUCGUGGGUGGGAUUGCGGCGGUGGUCGCGCUGAACUCGAUAGUGCUUGCGUUUAUGGUGCUGGCCGUUACGGAAAAGGGGUUGUCCGACAGGGCGUUUCGCUAGGGGUGGUGGUGAGCGGCGGGGCGUGCUUUGCGAGGGGAGUUGAGUUUGGAAACACACAAAAAAUAAAAAAAAGCAUUUUUAUUUUGCAUCUGAGCGGGAGAGACGUCACGCCGACUGAUGCCUUCAGAGGGGCAUGGUGUUGUUUGAGAGCAUUGGGCGCGGUAGCGUCUACUGGGGGGGGGUUGGUGGGUCGCGAGGCGGGAUGGCGUUCCGCCGGCCUCGAAUUGGGUUGCGCGGCUUGCCGGGUGGGCGGUCGGGGGUGCGAGUGGAGUUUCGCCUGUUUUCCGGCUCGCCCGCGACGUGGUUCAAGAAGAGGUGGUGGAGAGAGCUGGAGGCCAGGGUGAGGGAGAACGAGGUGGGCAUAGAGCACAUGCACAGCGAGUUGAUACGUCUCGCGCAAGAGGACGUGUACCAGAUAAAGCGGAAGAUGCUGAAGGAGAUUGAUCGCGAGGCCGAGAGCAACGAGGAGGAGGGCUUCAACAUGUCGCUUGCCUUGGAGGAGGUGGCGAGCGGCGAGUCGGCGAGAGAGGGCUCCGGUCCGAGAGACGUCGACGCGCUCGCGCUCAAGGUGUACAUGGACGUGGUUGACAGGGAGAGGCACGCGGCGGAGUAUCCGUCGCCGGAGGAGAGAGAGAGCAAUCCCGUGUUUUAUACGUUUCCGUACGUGGCAAGGGAGCUGACAGAGGAGGAUAGAGAGGAGCAAGAGAAGUUUAUCCGGAAGAGGCGGCAAGAAAAUUACGUCGCGCUUCGAAAGGACGCGAGUCAGAAGGCGGAUUUUUUGCGCGAGUGGGUGGAGCGGCUGGUGCGUUCCUCAGAGUUAGAGGUGGAGCUGCCCAGCUUGGCGCAAAUAGAGGAGUACCUGAGAAGCAGGGUGGAUAGGUACAAGAAGGAGUUCGAUCCCGACGUCGAAUCGGAGUCGUCCGCGUCUAGAGAGGAGAUGGUCGGGUACAUGAUUGCGUUGGCGCGCACGGCGCCUCUUUUAUUCAGGGUUGACAUGGAGCUGCACUACGUCGGCAGAACGCGGAAGUCGGUUUGGAGGGAUAUUUUUCGGUCGGUAAAGGUUUUUGCGAGUCCCGAACGGGAGGCGGCUAUGAAGGAGCGCUUCGACGAGAUGAUCAAGAGCGCGGAGGCGAUAGCCGAGUUGCUGCGGGAGAAGACGAAGGAGGAGGAGGAGGAGUGCAGAAUGCGGGCCGAGGAGAGGGGAAGGAGGGAUUACAGAAAGAAUGAGCUGAGAAAAUUGGCAGAAGUGGUUUAUAACUACAAUUCGAGUCGCUACAUCAAGCAGCAGAAGGUGCCGAAGCCGAACGACAAUUAUUUCCUUGAGUAUCGGGUACUGGCGGUCGAGAAGUGGUAUGAGAGCGUUAUCGACACGGACAUGCACAGCUUGGACGCCGCCGUCGUGCUAGAUUUGCUGUUUCCCACCGGUCCGUCGGUGACGACGCCAUCGAUCUGGCGCAUAUUGCCCAACUAUCUGUGCAUGAUGCCUCCGCACGGCAGGAUUGAAUUGUUCAAGUUGCUGCCGGAGUUUCGCACUUUCACGUACUUGAAGACGAUCGACAUGCCAAAGUCGUUCUACAAGCGCGUUGCGGGCGAUAUGGUCAAGGCGGUCGCGCUGGGGAAGACGCACGUGGUGUUCUUCACGCUGUCUCGUUCCGCGCGCGUGAGGGCCGAUUCGGCCAAGAACAGGUGUUGGAUGUCAAAGACAACGGAGCUGAGUCGCGACCGCUGCGUGCGGCUAGAGGCGCCGCCGCUGAUUGCGUUCACCCCGUUCUCGCUGAGGGGGAGCGCAUUUGUCUUAGGGGUGUCGUCGGCGAGCCAAGAGCGUCACGAGCUGUUCGCGCUCAGGUGGAACUACAAAAAAAAAUCCUAUUCUUGGCAGCAAGUUUCAGUUUCUCUUUUGCCUCCCGUGUACCUACCUGGCGAGCGCCGGCCCGAGGCGUCCGGGCUCAGCGACUGGGUCGUCGACGGGAUCGCUCAGGUCUGCAAGUCGGCGGAUGAGUCGGAGCUGUACCUUCACUACCCUACAGCGCGAGGGAUAUGUGUGUUGAUUGUGAACACAGAAACUUGGCAGGCCGAAGAAGUGGCCAGCGACUUUCCGGCCACUUGGGGGGCCAACGUCAUCGCCACGGAUGACAACAGACUCCUGGCGGUGGGGGGAAUGCACGAGGGCCGGGCCGUUCCGUGGAUUCGGUUUUUCGACCUCAAGGCCAGGACGUGGCAGCUGGCGCACAGUUAUCACGAGCGGUACAACAAGCCGUUUCAUUCGUACGGCGGGAUUUUCAGGGUCGGCGAAGGGUGCUACGGGACCGUCGGGGGGUACCACAGGGUUUCGCUUCCCUUGCUCGAGCCCGCGCAGCCCCUGGGCAUGAUUUGGAGCAUCAAAACGGUCUCGGACACGGAGUACUACGCGAGGCUGCUUGGCUCGAGCGCGCCGGCCGACGACGACUCGGAGGGCGCGGUGCUCGGCCGGCUCGCGGAGGCUUCCGACUUGCCGCCUUCGCUGAGGAGGAAGUUGGUCCCGCGAGGUGGCGCCGAAGAGGGCCUCGCGUAGGCGUCGAGGAGGAGGAGGGUGCCGGAAGCGCGCAAAUGUCAAAAACAGAAAAAAAAAAAAAAUGUAGUCGGGUGUUCCGAGUAUCGCCGACACGCGCGAGGG
Molecule: messenger RNA, 2988 nt
Organism: Schistocerca gregaria
Lineage: Eukaryota; Metazoa; Arthropoda; Insecta; Orthoptera; Acrididae
Exons: 3
Coding region: 469-2886 (805 amino acids)
Source: RefSeq, a predicted model, not a curated record